CCUUGAACGCAGCAUUUAUUCCAGUGGGACGGGCUUCCGGAAGAAGGUCAUCACAAACAUGGCGUGGAGAGGAUGUGUAUUAAAAUGGGUAAAAACAGAGUUAAUCAGAUCCACCAACACAACUUUACGAAGCUCCAGAGAGAUCCCACACUACCAACAGAGGUACGGUUUCCGUCAGGAAGCCAAACGGCCGGAUACAAAGAAAGGAAAUGUUGUCCAAAAAACUAAAGUUUCUCCCUCGGAGGCUGGCACUCAAUCUCUCCCACCUCCUCCCAAAGUCCCCCGGCCGUCACUCUUUAAACCGCUGAUGUUCACAGUAGGGUUUACAGGCUGCUCAUUUGGUGCUGCGGCUAUCCUGCAAUACGAGACCCUGAAGUCACGAGUCAGGACUGCAAAAGAUGAAGAAAAGUCUGAAAAAUUCUCACAGGGGUCUCAGGAUAUGACGUACUGGCAUGACUGGUGGAACAAGCUGUCAGGCUUCCAGCGGCAGCUCAUCCUCCUCGUGUCCACGGUGGAUGACUUCUGGAGCAGUCUCUCAGAGGGACAGAAGACUGUAACAGGCAUCAUUGCACUGAAUGCUGUAGUCCUGUGUUGCUGGCGGAUCCCUGUGAUGCAAAGAAGUAUGGUUAAGUACUUCACGUCCACUCCAGCCGCCAAAACACGGUGCCUGCCUAUGGUCCUGUCCACCUUCAGCCACUACUCCAUUUUCCAUAUGGCGGCCAACAUGUAUGUCCUGUGGACAUUCUCAUCAGAAAUCGUCUCCAUCUUAGGAAGAGAGCAGUUUCUCGCAUUCUAUUUAUCGGCUGGUGUGAUUUCCAAUAUGGUCAGCUACACAUGUAAAACUGCAACUAGAAGUCUGCAUCCAUCAUUAGGAGCGUCAGGUGCUGUGAUGGCAGUACUGGCUGCAGUCUGCGCAAAUGUGCCAGAGGCCAAACUAGGAAUAGUCCUCCUCCCCAUGUUGACUUUCACUGCAGGAAACGCUCUGAAAGCGCUGAUCGCCAUGGAUACAGCAGGGCUCGUCCUGGGAUGGCGGAUGUUUGACCACGCAGCUCACCUUGGUGGAGCCCUCUUUGGAGUAUGGUAUGUGGCAUACGGUCACAAACUGAUCUGGAGGAAGCGAGAGCCUCUGGUGAAGCUGUGGCAUGAAGCACGUUCUCCAGGUGCCGGUGGAUCCAGGUCAGGAGGAGGGCCUGGGGUCAGUGGUGGACCUGGACCAAAAUGAGACUCUGCAAGAUCUCUGUUCCUUUUUUUUUUUUAAACUGGAGUCCACAGUUACCCAAGGAUAUGCAAAGACACUUUUAUCAACAAGUGAGUCGGAUGUUAUUGUGUGUUAUUGCACAUAGAUUUUAUUCAAGGUUAGGAAUGAGCAUAAGGUUAUUUAAUGGUAUUCAGAGAUCUGGAAUUUGAACAGGUGACAUUCCAGAUGUUUACUGUGUGGACUGAUAACAUCUGCUGCCCUUCAAGUAACUCCUUGGAGCUACAAAUGGAAAAUAUCAUCCCUCUACCUCUUAAUCUUCAGCCUUCAAGUCAGUUUUUUUUUUUUUUUUACUGUCCCUAUUAUUAAAAGCAAUUGUAUAAAACCGGACAGAAACUGUGUGCGUGCGGUAGUCAGUGAAUGAAUCAAUUGCUGAAAUUAUUGUAAUAUAUGUAGAGUCCUGUGGGCUGGUCUUAUGUCGCUAUUAAAACAGGAUGACAAUCAAA
Molecule: messenger RNA, 1701 nt
Organism: Notothenia coriiceps (black rockcod)
Lineage: Eukaryota; Metazoa; Chordata; Actinopteri; Perciformes; Nototheniidae
Gene: parla
Product: presenilin associated, rhomboid-like a
Exons: 10
Coding region: 59-1222 (387 amino acids)
Cellular component (GO): membrane
Molecular function (GO): serine-type endopeptidase activity
Source: RefSeq, a predicted model, not a curated record